GUGAAGGAGGAGAGUGAAGAACUGAGUGAAGAUGAGGAGAAACAUCAUGUCAAAAGUGAAAGUGAAACUCAAUUAAAGACUGAAGAUUUAUUAAAAACAACAACAGCUGAAAAUGGUUUCAACGCCUGCAAAUACACUCUCAACCUUCACAUGGGGAUCCACACUGGGGAGAAACCACACAAAUGUGAUCAGUGCAACAAAACGUUUUUGAGGCCUUCAGAGCUGACCAAUCAUCUCCGAGUUCAUACAAAGGAGAGGCCGUAUUCAUGCUCUGAGUGUGGAAAGAGUUUUACACGACAGUCAGUUUUAAGCAGACAUCAGAAGAUCCACACUGGUGUGAAAGAGUUUGUGUGCUUUGCAUGUAAGAAGACUUUUAUUAGAGCUCCAGAAUUGAAACAGCACCAGAGGAUUCACACCGGAGAGAAACCGUACGUGUGUUCACACUGCAACAAGAGAUUCAGUCGGAUGCAACUAUUGAAAGCGCAUCAGAUGAUUCACACAGGAGAGAAACCGUACACGUGUAUUCACUGUGGGAGGAGCUUCAGACACUCAACAUCCCUUAAUCGACACAUGCUGAUCCACACUGGAGAGAAAACACACCAAUGUGAUCAGUGCAGCAAGACAUUUUUAAGACCUUUAGAUCUGAAGAUCCAUCUUAGAGUUCACACAAAGGAGAAGAACUAUUUGUGUACCUUGUGUGGAAAGAGUUUUACAACGCAGUCAAAUUUAAGACAACAUCAGAAGAUCCACGCUGGUCUGAGAGAGUUUGCCUGCUUUGACUGUAAGAAGACUUUUAUUUCAUCUAAAGACUUGAAACACCACCAGAGGAUUCAUACUGGAGAGAGACCUUUCGUGUGUUCACACUGCGGCAAAACAUUCAGAUAUUCAGGACACCUGAAAGCGCAUGAGCGGAUUCACACUAGAGAGAAACCGUACUCUUGUACUCAGUGUUGGAAGGGUUUCAGGCGAUCAACACACCUUAAUAAACACAUGAAGAUUCACAGCUAAUCACAUUCUGUUGGACAAUUGCUAGGGUGCUGUAACUGGCUGUUAGGGUGUGGCUAGAAAGUUAUAAGGUCAUCAAUGAUUGGCUGCUCUCAACACUGGGCUCUAUUUUGACGAUCUAGGUACAAAGUCUAAAGCACAUGGCGCAAAAGCAAUAAGGGCAUGUCCGAAUGCACUUUUGCUAUUUUAAGGAUGGAUAAAUACGCUCUGCACCCUGGCGCAUGGUCUAACAGAGCUGUGCUUAUUCUCUUAAAGAGUUCUGGGUGUGUUUUGAGCAUAACGUGCAUUAAACCAAUCAGAGUCUCAUCUCUCUUUCCCUUUAAGAGUCAGUUGUGUCGCGCCAUGGUGCAUUUGCUAUAUACAUGGCGACUUUGUAUAAAAACUGAACACUUCACAAGCGACAAAACAGUCAAACAGAGCAUCUGCAGCACGGGAAUAAAGCCUCUUCCAUUUA
Messenger RNA from Danio aesculapii, 1459 nucleotides. Its product is annotated as zinc finger protein 420-like. The record is from RefSeq and is a predicted model, not a curated record. The coding region runs from base 151 to 1008 and encodes 285 amino acids. Gene Ontology annotation, biological process: regulation of transcription by RNA polymerase II. The transcript has a single exon. NCBI's taxonomy places the organism in Eukaryota, Metazoa, Chordata, Actinopteri, Cypriniformes, Danionidae. Gene Ontology annotation, molecular function: DNA-binding transcription factor activity, RNA polymerase II-specific; RNA polymerase II cis-regulatory region sequence-specific DNA binding.